Molecule: messenger RNA, 2348 nt
Organism: Pseudoliparis swirei
Lineage: Eukaryota; Metazoa; Chordata; Actinopteri; Perciformes; Liparidae
Gene: dbt
Product: dihydrolipoamide branched chain transacylase E2
Exons: 11
Coding region: 54-1529 (491 amino acids)
Cellular component (GO): mitochondrion; cytoplasm
Molecular function (GO): lipoic acid binding; acetyltransferase activity
Source: RefSeq, a predicted model, not a curated record
GUGAGUGGCUGCUGAGGGCGCGCGCAGCGGGGACGGAAGUCGUUAGACUAAAGAUGGCGGCGGUCACCAGAGGCUCCUUCGCUGUGUUCCGGCAGCUGCUGACUCAUCAGUACCGGCGUCGAUGUUUCCGGCUGCUGAGCUUCAGGUCCGACCGGACCAUUCGUCCUCUGAGCUUCGGAUGGGAAUCGAGCCUGCAGGUGUUCAGCAGCAGGACCCUGCACUCCUCCGCCGUGAAUCGAGGACCAGUCGUCUCGUUCAAACUGUCCGACAUUGGAGAGGGAAUCAUGGAGGUGACGGUGAAGGAGUGGUACGUGAAGGAGGGGGACAAGGUGUCCCAGUUUGACAGUAUCUGUGAGGUCCAGAGCGACAAGGCCUCCGUCACCAUCACCAGCCGCUACGAUGGCGUCAUCAAGAAGCUCUACUACGCCGUGGACGCCACGGCGCUGGUGGGGAAGCCGCUGGUGGACAUCGAGACCGAGUCCAGUUCAGAGGUGAUCCAGGAGGAGGACGUGGUGGAGACGCCCGCCAUGGCUCGAGAAGAGCACACCCACCAGGAGAUCAAAGGACUCAAGACCCAGGCCACGCCCGCCGUCAGGCGCCUCGCCAUGGAGAACAACAUUAAGCUCAGUGAGGUGGUGGGGUCGGGGCGAGACGGACGGAUCCUGAAGGAGGACAUCCUGAACUUCCUGGCGAAGCAGACCGGAGCCAUCAUACCUCCGACCCUGUUCCAGGAGAUCCAGACUCCACCCUCUGCUGCUGCCAGGCCUGUGGGCACUACGGCAGUCAUCGGACCUCCACCCGCCACACCCAAACCUAUCUUCACCGGGAAGGACGUCACCGAGCCCCUCAAAGGUUUCCACAGAGCGAUGGUGAAGACGAUGACGGCGGCGCUGAAGAUCCCUCACUUCGGUUACUGUGACGAGGUGGACCUGAGCCGCCUGGUGGCCCUGAGAGCUGAGCUCCGGCCCGCGGCCGAAGGUCGUGGGGUCAGACUGACCUACAUGCCCUUCUUCAUCAAGGCCGCCUCCCUCGGCCUCCUCCACUUCCCCAUCCUCAACUCCUCAUUGGAUGAAAGCUGCCAGAACAUCACAUACAAGGCGGCGCAUAACAUCGGCCUGGCCAUGGACACGGCUCAGGGUCUGCUGGUCCCCAACCUGAAGAACGUCCAGCAGCUCAGCGUGUUGGACAUCGCCCAGGAGCUGACCCGCCUGCAGGCGCUCGGGACCGCUGGCCAGAUGGGGACCCACGAGCUGAGCGGGGGGACCUUCACCCUGUCCAACAUCGGAUCAAUCGGAGGGACCUACACCAAACCCGUCAUUCUUCCUCCUGAAGUCGCCAUCGGAGCUCUGGGGAAAAUCCAGGUUGUUCCUCGGUUCGAUGCCGGCGGUCAGCUGGUCCGAGCUCACAUCAUGAACGUCAGCUGGUCGGCGGACCACCGCGUCAUCGACGGGGCCACCAUGAGCCGGUUCUCCAACCGGUGGAGGGAGUACCUGGAGAACCCGGCCAGCAUGCUGCUGGACCUCAAAUAAAAGGGAUAUUUCCCAUCAGCCCCUGGGAGACCUCCUCCUCCUCCUUUGAGCAAGGCAGCGGGAGGAGGAGGAGGUCCAUCAUGUUACGUCCAUGACGACCAACACCACUCAGUGGAGGUUUGAGGUACUUCGUCUGUUUCUAAUGUUUCACUUCUAACUUCCAUCAGUAAAUCUAGUGGGAACCGGAGAACCGGAGAACCCAGUCCCACUGUUCCUGUUCGGUCUUCAUUGGUCCAGUGUUGUCACAGAAACACCAGGACCUGGUCUGAGACCGGUUCUCACUAGAACCGGGUUCCUGCUCCUCAAACUGAAGUUGUGUGUGUUUUUAAAUCCUCCUGAUCUGUAGUUGGACCUCCUGGUUCAAAGGGUCUGUGUAUGCAAAUGAGGUGGGCGGAGCCAGUCAUGUGACUGAACCAAAGGUUUCUGAACACCAGCCCCGUUCAAAAGGUUCUGGUCCUCCAGCUUCUGAACACACAGUUCCAACUCAACGGGGUCCUCUGGUCCAGACCCUCCUCUGCUGGAUCAGAACCAGUCCUGGUCUCAAGGCUCCGUGGGUCUCAUAUGAAACUGAAGUGACCUUUGUAAAUACUCCUCAUGGUUGGUGGUCUGGUUCUGGGCUGGUGUGAAAGAGGUCUCUGUAGACCUGGUCCGCGUGGUGGUCCGACCCGUCUGGUACAGAACCUGUGGAUAAUCUGUCUUCCUGCUUGGUUUUAGUUUCUAGCGACCGACGAAAUGUAAAACUGUAAAAAAAAGCAAUGUGUUUUUGUAUUUUCGGGUUUGACCUGGAGGACGAAGAAUAAAGUUGAAGUGCACAAAGCU